Lutra lutra (Eurasian river otter) is the source of this 450-nucleotide messenger RNA. Its product is annotated as zinc finger protein 211-like. The record is from RefSeq and is a predicted model, not a curated record. NCBI's taxonomy places the organism in Eukaryota, Metazoa, Chordata, Mammalia, Carnivora, Mustelidae. Gene Ontology annotation, biological process: regulation of DNA-templated transcription. The transcript has 4 exons. Bases 130 to 450 code for a protein of 106 amino acids.
AACGCACUUUUUGAAGGGUGAUUAGUGAAGAAGACAUGACGGGAGGCUCUUCCCUCCAAGACAGACUGGGGGCCCGAGGCUCUGUGACAUCUCUCGAGCUGCCGCGUACCGGGCCCUAGACAAAUACUAAUGGCACGGGUGUCCGCUCCCCUCCCUCAGAUCCAGGCUCCGCUUCGCCCACAGAGUCCGAUGGCGGCAGCCCAGCCCAGGGACUCGGCUGAGUGUGGUGUGACCUUUGAGGACGUGGCCGUGUACUUCUCCUGGAAGGAGUGGAGGCUUCUUGAUGAGGCUCAGAGACGGCUGUACCACCAUGUGAUGCUGGAGAACUUUGCACUUGUAUCGUCACUAGCCCCAGUACCUGCUGCGCUGAGCCCUGAUCGGCUAAGAUCGCAGGUUGCUGCUGUGGAGCAGAGGAUGAGGAGGCCCCCUUUGCACAGAGCGCUUCUGUAG